AUGUAUUGGCGGUACAUCUCUGUUAACACCUUAGUGGGCAGCACAGCCCAAAUAAAAAUUAAUGUGGAAAGCGACAUUGUCAAGGCCGCAGCGCCGGCGCCUGCGUGCUUGCGGUCCCUACUCUGCAUGUUCUACGCAUUUGACCUACGUAACACACUAGAGCAGAACUACAAGCAACCAGGAAGGCGUCUUCACACUUCAUCUUACAUUGAGUUCACGCCCAGCUUAAUCACUGCACGCCCUAACCCAAUUACUCCUGGCUCCUUCCUUCUGUUUUCCACAGACUAUAAAUGCUAA
This is a messenger RNA of Leptosia nina, 297 nucleotides long. Lineage: Eukaryota; Metazoa; Arthropoda; Insecta; Lepidoptera; Pieridae. The record is from the annotation of a GenBank genome assembly.